GCGAACACAGCGGAACGCAUAGAAAUGAGAAAAUUAUUCUCUAUUUUCGUGCGUAUUUAAUGGUGUCAAACAAAAAAUCAAAAUUUAAGUAGGCCACUUGAUAAGAGAAGUAACAAUGUGUAGCAAGAGCCUUAUUUCAGUGUUGAUACUUUAUUUAUGUUUCGAUUAUGCUCAUCAGCACAAAGAAAAUCACAUGUCCAGAUUAUAUAGGCAGCUGGCUGCGCGAAUGCCUGCUGCCAAUGACUGGGAUUUCUUGAUGUUCACUCAGCAAUGGCCUAGUUCUAUGUGCAAAGUUUGGACGCAUAAAAAGCCUCAUCACCAUUGUGUAUUUCCUAAGAAGCCUGACUCCUGGACUAUUCAUGGAAUAUGGCCAACUAAGAAAGGAACUAAAGGGCCUUUUAACUGCAAUAACACUUGGCUAUUUGAUGUUGAACAGAUUAGACCUAUUGAAAAUGAAUUGGAGGAAGCUUGGACUAAUAUUGAGAAAGAAACUGCACUCUACAAUCUAUGGGCUCACGAAUGGAACAAACAUGGCACCUGUGCUGCCAGCUUAGAAGCACUCAACAGCCAACUGAAAUACUUCAGCAAAGGCAUAGAAUUACUCAACAAAUACCACAUGAAUGAUAUGCUCAGUGCUGCCAACAUAUUACCUUCAAACACUACAGGUUUAAACGCUCAAGAUAUCAACAAGGCCAUAGUUUCAAAACUGGGUAUCCGGCCCUUCAUAGCAUGCGAAUUCGAAGAUGGAAUCCAGUACUUAAUGGAACUUCGUAUAUGCUUUGAUAAACAAAUGAAUGUGAUGGAGUGCGAGGGUGAACAUGAAAUCAAUGGGUUGAUAACAAACUGUGUUGUUUCUAAAGAAAUUAUGUACCCGGCUCGGGAACAACCCCCUAAUAGGCAACUGGUACAGUUAUACAAGUUUGUUAACUGGGUACAGUGGUUUACAUUGUAAUUUUAGUUAAGAAUUUGAUAAAGAAAUAUUGUCAAAUUCUUAUGUAAAAACCAUGGAGUAAGGAAAGAUAAGCGGAGAUGCCAUAAUGCUGGUAGGUCAGGCUCCAUCUUCUAGGUCAAGUUCAAACAGAGGGAAAGACCAAAACGAUCAGUUACGAGUGAACUAACAAGGUGUUCGUGUUCUUUGAAACAUCUGUCAACGAUUUUUGGUAUUACAAGAAAUGGUUGGUUCCAUAGAAGGCGUAUAAGGGCGAAAACAGUAACUUUCCUCGUCCCCCGCAUUUUGGCGCGCUACUUUCUUAAGAGAUUUUCCAUUAUGGCACCUCCGCUAGUCAUUUUUUUCUCCAUGUUUAAACAUAGUUUUUUAUUGUUAACAGUUGCUCUAUUCCCUUCAAUUCUAGUACAAAAUAUGUUAAAUAUUCUGUAUAUUUUACGGUAUCCUGUUUUUUUGUAGCACUGUUUUAUUUUUAAAUCUUUCUUUGUAUUAUUUAAGGUUGUGUUUUAUCUCCAUGUACUUAAUCCAGUGCAAUAAGUUUUAUUUAAAAUCAAUUUUAUUUAAUUGAAUGUGUGAAAAAAUCUGGGGCUUAAAUUAGGAUAAAUAGUGUACCUAUAUUAGUUACCAGUUUGUAGUUUAGCCUUCUAUAGAAAAUUGAUUAUGCCGUCCAAUAGUAAAUUUGCUUGAGUCUGCGAACCAAGCUUAACAACAACUACUUAUAGAUUUUCCCAGCAUAAUAUGAAAUUUUGUCCUUAAAUUCAAAAUUGUCACUCUUCCCAAUGUCAUUCGUUACUUCUAAAAUUCUUCCAAGAAAUUUUUAUUAAUUAUUUAAAAAUGUUUGUUAAAUUUGUAUUUUUAUAGUUCUCCCCAAGCUUAUGGUGAAAUCGGAACGUUGCGCAGAAACCAUUUUUAUUCACAUGCGCGUUCUGUGCUCUGAAGUUAGUCGCAAACCGCCAUUAUGCUUUCUGAGAACUUAUUAUAUUAUAUUAUAUUAUAUAUUAUUAUAUCUAGCCUGUAGUGUCCCACUGCUGGGCAAAGGCCUCCCCAUCUCGCUUCCACUCUUCCCGAUCUUUCGACCGUGUCCACCAAUCCGGACGAUAGGCGUCUAGUUCGUCACGCCAUCUCUUCCGGGGCCUACCCC
This is a messenger RNA of Helicoverpa armigera (cotton bollworm), 2087 nucleotides long. RefSeq names its product ribonuclease Oy. The record is from RefSeq and is a predicted model, not a curated record. The transcript has 3 exons. Gene Ontology annotation, molecular function: RNA binding; ribonuclease T2 activity. Gene Ontology annotation, biological process: RNA catabolic process. The coding region runs from base 116 to 952 and encodes 278 amino acids. Gene Ontology annotation, cellular component: extracellular region. Lineage: Eukaryota; Metazoa; Arthropoda; Insecta; Lepidoptera; Noctuidae.